This is a messenger RNA of Coccomyxa subellipsoidea C-169, 1135 nucleotides long. RefSeq lists its product as hypothetical. Bases 96 to 491 code for a protein of 131 amino acids. The record is from RefSeq and is a predicted model, not a curated record. Lineage: Eukaryota; Viridiplantae; Chlorophyta; Trebouxiophyceae; Coccomyxaceae. The transcript is spliced from 4 exons.
UGCUUGAGCGCUUGUCCUUACACCCUAGACACAAGAUAACCACUUCACACGUACGUAUCCGACUUUUGACUGGCGAAAGCGGUUUCCAGCACAACAUGGGAUCCGCUGUGAUCUGCAAGUGCACUCUUCCCAGCUUCGUCGGUUUUCAGAGCACCUCAAGGCCUCUUCGCAAGCAGAUAAAGCUCUCAUCAACGCGGAAAGACGGUGGGCGCGCAUCGCGCGUGGCACCAAGAGCAGGCCUGGAGAUCGACUGGAGCGACCCUGACACACUCAUCGGCGUGGCUGGCGGCGUGCUGGGUCUGCUAGUUGGCAUUGGCGCACCCCUGUUCUACAUCAGCAGAGAUGAGAAGGACGAGCAGAAGCUGGAGGAACUCAGGGAGCUGAACAGGCAGACCUUCAAGGAAACUGGAGAGUACCUGACAGAGGAGGAGAUCAAGGCUUUCCGCCAGCCGCGCUGGACUGACCGCAGGGAGUUCCAGGAUGAUGAUUGAGAGCUGUAUCGGCCACUGCAACGGGAAAUAUCCUCAGACUUCCGAGCAAGCCUGCUUGCAUUGACACUAUUUUGAAAACGCGAGACUGCAAUUCAGGAGGCUGGAGAUGAGGGUUGCAGCUCAGUACUGAAGAAAGAUGAGAGUGAUUUGAGGGAGAUAAGAAUCCAGAACAGAGCUUCUACCCAUUGAUUUAAAGCGAGUGCCUCAAUUUGAGAGGCACGUAUGAGUCAGGUUGAACAGGGCAACUCGUGAACAUGUGAGUAGCUGCUUUGCUAUAAUUAUGAUGUCCACCUGUCACUGUGGAAUGGCAGGAGCACACAGUGUCAUGUUUUGGAUUGGCCACCAUGGUUAGAGUUGGUGCGACGCAGAUGCUCCAAGCUGCAUUAUGUUGGUCACGUGAGGCCCUCCGGGUGCAUUCAGUACUAAGUAGUACUUAAUGCAUAGUAAGUUCCUUGCGCGGGUGAGUCACUCAAGUAUACGGUAUUAUAACGUAUCAGUAUGGUACUAACGCGGAGGGGCACGUGCACGGCCGAUUGAUCACGCGACUUCAAGUCACAAGUUGUGACUUGUGCUACUGUGUUGCAACGGUACUGAUGGACACCAGUGGCUGGCACCACUUGACAUAGCGGAAAUCAGGUACUUUC